Grammomys surdaster is the source of this 376-nucleotide messenger RNA. Its product is annotated as testis-expressed protein 54-like. The record is from RefSeq and is a predicted model, not a curated record. Bases 51 to 308 code for a protein of 85 amino acids. Lineage: Eukaryota; Metazoa; Chordata; Mammalia; Rodentia; Muridae. The transcript is spliced from 2 exons.
AGAGCUAAGCUGGCUGGGGAGGGUGGCAGAGUCCUGUGCCUUUCGGGGCCAUGGGCUGCUGUCAGGACAAGGACCAUCGGACCUCGGAUGAGCAAGGAAGAGAGGAAGUAACAGAGGAAGGCAGGGAAGGCAACGAAGCGGACAACCCAGGCCGCCGUAAACAAAGAUCUAACGAAAGUCUUCUGAUCACCGUGCUGUGGCGCAGACUAUCCAUGUUCAGCCGUCGGGGGUCCUCACGGUCAGGCAAGGACAAUCAGAUUCAGGAUCACAAACGUGAGGGAAGCCACAAGGAACCAGAAAAGGGCUGACUACAACCCUGGUCUCAGUCCUCCCCAACAUCCAGAGAAUAAAGUUAAUAUUGCGAAUCUGCUGAAAA